AUGGGCGCAAAUGUCCCAUCUUUUACUAUCCCCUGCGAUCCUCUUUCAUACACCAGUGGGCGAUGGCUGAAUCAGGAUGAUCUGCAGCGCAACUCUCGCUUCAUCCAGUUCGAUUUUACUGAGCUCUGCAACACCGUGAUAAAACUACACCCAAAUGCGAAAAAAAUUAUCAACUGCGACAAGAAAGAAGGCGGGUUCAACCGGGUCUUUAUUUUCACUUUCGAUUCAGCAGAUCGCGUGGUGGCAAAACUUCCGACGAAGAUCGCAGGUCCGCCACGGCUAAGUUCCAAUGCCGAGGUGGCGACGAUCGAAUAUCUGAGAAGGAAAACAUCAAUUCCGAUUCCAAAGAUACUGGCGUGGAGUGACGACCCGUCAAACCCCGUGGGCUCGGAAUACAUCAUCCAAGAACAAGUCGAGGGCGUCCAACUACAUCAAGUAUGGCCCUCCAUGUCCAGUCACCAGCAUAUGCUGUGUACGAAACAUGUAUCUUUACGGAUAAAAGAAAUGGCAGCUCUUGAUUUUCCCGCAUUUGGAAGCAUCUAUUUUUCCGAUGCUGCCAUCGACUCUUCGAAGACGAUCCCUCUGAAUCAGGAAGGUUUAUGCGUGGGUCCCAACUGCAGUCCUAUUUUUUGGAAUUGCAGCCCAAGGGAGUUGGAUCUUUAUGGUGGGCCAAGUCCUGAUUGUGGCCCCUGCCAUUCACGAAUUCCGCAAAGGCAUAUGGUCAAGCAGCAACUUCCAUAUCAAGGGUCGGUUCAAGAGCAUAUCAAUCUUCUUCACACAAGCCAGAAGGUUUUGGAACACUUGAUCAAGGACAGUCGAAUCCAAAAUGCUGCCUCUCCCACUUUGAUCCAUCCUGAUCUACACAAGCGCAAUAUCUAUGUCAAUCCCAAUGACCCAACAAUCAUCACUGGGAUUAUUGACUGGCAGUCAACUAAUGAAGUCGACGAGCUGACUGAUUCAGCCGAGAAGCAAAAGCUAAAUGAUGCGAAAAUCUGUCAUCAAACCUAUGAUGUGAUCAUGAAAGGUCUCAUCCCUAAAAUGGGCCCUGCUAAGCUGCUUGAUCCUACUUUGUUCCGACCAUUUCAUUAUUGCCAUACAACAUGGAGAGAUAGCGCUACUGCUCUUCGCCAAGAGCUGAUGGAACUCUCGGCUCGGUUGUCAGAGCUCGGAAUGGAGGAGUCUUGUCCUUACUCACCUGGUGAAGAAGAGAUCACCAAACAUGCACAGUACUAUGAGGAUUUUGAGACAGUCCAGCGACUAAAGUUGUGGCUCAAAAACUCACUUAAUACGGAUUCUGAUGGAUGGGUUCCGAACGAAUUUUGGGAUGCUGCAAAGGAUGCGCAUAAGACUGCCUAUCAUGAAUGGAUGGAAACUGCAAGAGAGGCCGAGGCUCAAGGCGAUGAGUUGACGGUGGAAAAGGCUGAUCGGUUGUGGCCUUUUGAUUCUAGAUGA
Messenger RNA from Aspergillus wentii DTO 134E9, 1452 nucleotides. RefSeq lists its product as uncharacterized. The coding region runs from base 1 to 1452 and encodes 483 amino acids. Gene Ontology annotation, cellular component: mitochondrion. The transcript has 5 exons. Lineage: Eukaryota; Fungi; Ascomycota; Eurotiomycetes; Eurotiales; Aspergillaceae. The record is from RefSeq and is a predicted model, not a curated record.